GGAAAGUUCGAGAAGCGAGCGUAGUAUCCGGGCAGAAUUUUCUAGACUCGCGGCGGCUCGAUAAAAGCGACGCGAGCGCGCGCGGAUUCAAUAUUACGAUACUCGACACAGAGCGAGAAGCAUCUCAAGCGAGAUACACACUACAAAGCGACUUUUAUUUCUUCUCUCAAGUGAUUUUCGACAACCGCUGUCAUUACUGAAGAGAUUUUCAACGAGGAUAAACGUUUACCGAAGGGGAAAGCAGAAGUGCUACGAGUGAUUUUAACCUGUACGUGAAGCAAAUUACUUUUCGUUUGGAUAUAAAGAAGACUUACCGAGAGACACAAGAUGCCGGAGGACGUCGCAAUGGAACAAAGCGGCGAGGUGGAGACCUUCGCCUUCCAGGCCGAAAUCGCCCAGCUUAUGAGCCUGAUCAUCAACACCUUCUACUCGAACAAGGAGAUCUUCAUUCGAGAAUUGAUUUCCAACUCGUCUGAUGCCUUGGAUAAGAUUCGCUAUGAGUCGCUCACAGAUCCAUCCAAGCUCGACUCGUGCAAGGAGCUAUUCAUCAAGAUCAUCCCUAACAAGAACGAUCGCACACUCACCAUCAUUGACUCUGGAAUUGGUAUGACAAAGGCUGACUUGGUAAACAACCUUGGUACUAUCGCAAAAUCUGGCACAAAGGCGUUCAUGGAAGCUCUGCAGGCUGGAGCUGACAUUUCGAUGAUUGGUCAGUUUGGUGUUGGUUUCUACUCAGCUUACCUUGUUGCCGACAAAGUAACUGUCAUCUCCAAACACAAUGAUGACGAGCAGUACAUCUGGGAGUCUUCGGCUGGUGGUUCCUUCACAGUUCGUUCUGACAAUGGCGAACCCAUUGGCAGAGGAACCAAGAUCAUCCUGCACAUCAAGGAAGAUCAGACCGAGUACUUGGAAGAAUCCAAGAUCAAGGAGAUUGUCAAGAAGCACUCUCAGUUCAUUGGCUAUCCCAUCAAACUGCUCGUCGAGAAGGAGCGUGACAAGGAACUGAGCGAAGACGAAGAUGAGGAAGAGAAGAAAGACGAGGAGGAGAAAGAUGAGAAACCCAAGAUCGAGGACGUUGGCGAGGAUGAAGACGAGGACAAGCCCAAGGACGAGAAAAAGAAGAAGAAGAAGACUGUGAAGGAGAAGUACACAGAUGAGGAGGAACUCAACAAGACCAAGCCCAUCUGGACCAGAAAUCCUGAUGACAUCACUCAGGAAGAGUAUGGUGAAUUCUACAAGAGCUUGACCAACGACUGGGAGGACCAUCUUGCUGUCAAACACUUCUCAGUUGAGGGUCAGCUUGAGUUCCGGGCCCUCCUCUUCGCUCCUCGUCGCGCACCCUUCGAUCUCUUUGAAAACAAGAAGAAGAAGAAUAACAUCAAGUUGUACGUGAGGAGGGUAUUCAUCAUGGACAACUGCGAGGACCUCAUCCCAGAGUACCUUAACUUCAUCCGCGGUGUGGUGGACAGCGAAGAUCUUCCAUUGAACAUCUCUCGUGAAAUGCUCCAGCAGAACAAGAUUCUCAAAGUCAUCAGAAAGAAUCUUGUAAAGAAAUGCUUGGAACUCUUCGAGGAGCUCGCCGAAGACAAGGAGAACUACAAGAAGUGUUACGAGCAGUUCAGUAAGAACCUGAAGCUGGGUAUCCACGAGGACAGCCAGAACAGGAAGAAGCUGUCGGAGCUUCUGCGCUACCACACCUCCGCCUCUGGAGAUGAGCAGUGCUCGUUGAAGGACUACAUCGGCCGUAUGAAGGAGAACCAGAAACACAUCUACUACAUCACCGGCGAGAGCAAAGACCAGGUGGCCAACAGCUCGUUCGUCGAAAGAGUAAAGAAGCGUGGCUUCGAGGUUGUCUACAUGACUGAGCCGAUCGACGAGUACGUCGUCCAACAGCUGAAGGAGUUCGACGGCAAGCAGCUGGUCUCUGUCACGAAGGAAGGCCUCGAGCUGCCCGAGGACGAGGAGGAGAAGAAGAAGCGCGAGGAGGACAAGGCCAAGUUCGAGAACCUCUGCAAAGUCAUGAAGGACAUCCUCGACAAGAAGGUGGAGAAGGUCGUGGUAUCCAACAGGCUGGUCGACUCGCCAUGCUGCAUCGUCACCUCGCAGUACGGCUGGACCGCCAACAUGGAAAGGAUCAUGAAGGCCCAGGCUCUUCGCGACACCUCGACCAUGGGCUACAUGGCUGCAAAGAAACAUCUUGAGAUCAACCCCGACCACCCGAUCAUGGAGAACCUCCGACAGAAGGCCGAGACCGACAAGCAUGACAAAUCCGUCAAGGACUUGGUCAUGCUGCUGUUCGAGACCGCCCUGCUGUCGUCUGGCUUUGGCCUGGAAGACCCACAGGUCCAUGCCGCAAGGAUCUACAGGAUGAUCAAGCUUGGUCUUGGCUUUGACGACGACGAGAUGACCGUGGAAGAAGAGAAGGCCGACAACGAAGUUCCUCCACUAGAAGGCGACACGGAAGAGGCUUCCAGGAUGGAGGAAGUCGAUUAAUACGCGCGCGCUGACAACCUGCGACUACUUAAGACCCAAAGACUUUUUACUAGGAAUUUAGAAAGACUGUUGUUAAAUCGUGAGAGUAUUAAGUUCUUAACGUGACACGGUUGAACGACGAGCGUGUAUGUAGAGAAUUAGUACGAAUUUCUGCGAAAAAUAUUUAUUUUAUAUAAAUAUGUCUACUGCGUGUCUACAAUCGUUUCGCACAGCUCGUCGUUCAAUUGUGCCUUUGCAUUAUACUCUUAGUUUUUUAAGAACAUCGACGCGAUUUUUUUCUUUCUUUUAUCAUACUUUUGUUUAUACGUUUGAUUUUUUUUCGUCAUUACACGACACAUCUUUUUUAUACUUGUACAACGUUAUAGUACAGUUUUCAUUUCACUUUUUCAUCAUUCCGAGAUUAAGCUAUAAUUUUAAGGGAUGCUCGAUACUUGAUUAAGAAUAAGAUUGUUGUAAGAAUCGACGAAUUCGUGCCCAAUAAAAUUGAAGUUACGAAUGUA
Messenger RNA from Nasonia vitripennis (jewel wasp), 2993 nucleotides. It is a transcript of the gene Hsp90, whose product is annotated as heat shock protein 83. Gene Ontology annotation, molecular function: disordered domain specific binding; ATP binding; ATP hydrolysis activity. The record is from RefSeq and is a predicted model, not a curated record. Gene Ontology annotation, biological process: cellular response to heat; protein stabilization; protein folding. NCBI's taxonomy places the organism in Eukaryota, Metazoa, Arthropoda, Insecta, Hymenoptera, Pteromalidae. Gene Ontology annotation, cellular component: plasma membrane; perinuclear region of cytoplasm; cytosol. Bases 328 to 2493 code for a protein of 721 amino acids. The transcript has 3 exons.